AUGGCUGCUCGUAAAGCUUACAUUGUCGGUGUCGGCAUGACUGCCUUCACCAAGCCUGGUAACAAGGACUACCCCAUCCUCGGUCUCGAAGGUGCCGUCAAGGCCCUCAUUGACGCUGGCCUCACUUACGACCAUGUCGACUACGCCGCUGCCGGUUACGUCUACGGUGACUCCACCUGCGGUCAGCGUGUUCUCUACCAGCUCGGUAUGACUGGUAUCCCCAUCGUCAACGUCAACAACAACUGCUCCACCGGCUCCAGUGCCUUCAGUCUCGCUGCCAACGCAGUUCUCGCUGGCCAGGCCGAGUGUGCCCUCGCAGUCGGUUUCGAGAAAAUGGCUCCUGGUUCGCUCAGCUCGGCCUUCACCGACCGUGCUGCUCCCAUGGAGGGCACCAUGUCGCAGCUCUUCGAGAUCGAGGGUGACAAGGAGUACGAGACUGAGGACUUUGGUCCCUUUGCCGCCCGUAUCUUUGGUGCUGCCGGUCUCGAGUACUGUGAGAAGUAUGGGGCUACCUGGGACCACAUUGCCGAGAUCGCUGCCAAGAACCACCGUCACUCGAAGAACAACCCUUACGCCCAGUUCCGUGCCACCCCUACUAAGGAGCAGGUCCUCAAGGCACGAAAGAUCACCCGUGAGGUGACCCUUCCCAUGUGCUCGCCCACUUCGGAUGGUGGUGCCGCCGCCAUCGUUGUCUCGGAAGCAUUCGUCAAGAAGCACGGUCUCGAGGACCGAGCUAUCGAGCUUGCAGGUUUGGGUGUCGCGACUGACUCGAUUCGUCUCUAUGAGGACCGUUCGCGUAUCGAGCUUGCCGGUGCCGACAUGUCUCGUCGUGCCGCCAAGAUUGCUUACCAGCAGGCCGGCAUCGGUCCUAAGGACGUCCAGGUGCUCGAGCUUCACGACUGCUUCGCUCCCAACGAGCUCGUCACCUAUCCCGCUCUCGGUCUCUGUGCUGAGGGCGAGGCACACAAGCUUGUCGAGCAGGGUCUCAACACCUACAACGACUCCGGCAAGGGUUGGGUCGUCAACCCAUCGGGUGGCCUCGAGUCCAAGGGUCACCCUCUCGGUGCCACUGGCCUUGGUAUGAUCAAGUACAUGGUCGACCAGCUCCGAGGCGACGCCGGUGUGCUCCAGGUCAAGAACGUCCAGCACGCACUUACACACAACAUCGGUCUCGGUGGAAGCUGUGUCGUCACUAUUCUCCGACGUCCUUCGUUCUUCAAGGCAGGCGCAACCAACUCGGCCAAGCGAUUUGGCUACAACGCUGGUGACCAGGUCAAGAGCAUCACUGAGGAGGACCUCAACAAGGUCAAGAGCAAGCAGUACUCUGACUACCUUCCCGCCGACCUCUAA
Messenger RNA from Ustilago hordei, 1350 nucleotides. RefSeq names its product putative sterol carrier protein. NCBI's taxonomy places the organism in Eukaryota, Fungi, Basidiomycota, Ustilaginomycetes, Ustilaginales, Ustilaginaceae. The record is from RefSeq and is a predicted model, not a curated record. The transcript has a single exon. Gene Ontology annotation, molecular function: acyltransferase activity, transferring groups other than amino-acyl groups. Bases 1 to 1350 code for a protein of 449 amino acids.